UUGGUUCAGUAUUGCCUCAACUUCAGAUAUCACUCAAGACCCCCUUCAGGCCUUCCCCACACACACACACACACACACAUAGAGACUCACACUCACACUCAUAUUCACGAUCGAGAAUCCCCAAAAGUUUGACUCAAAAGAGAGAGAAAAUAUGCAGGGAAGCCAACUGUUGUGCCAUCAACAGCACCUCUUUUUGCCCGGAAGCACCGGGAAUAUGAAACAUCGCAUUGUCAGAACGAAAAACUCCGCGACCGGCACUAUCAGACUCCGGCGACAAUCAAUCUCUUCGGUAGCGGCUCCGCCACAUCAACCUUCGGUUAAGCACUCAAUGCCACCGGAGAAGGCGGAGGUUUUCAAGUCGCUCAACGGGUGGGCCACGGAAACGCUGCUCCCAUACCUGAAGCCAGUGGAGCAACUGUGGCAGCCACACAAUUACUUGCCGGAGUCGUCCUUGCCGUCGGAUGAGUUUGAGGAGCAAGUGAGGGAGCUACGGAAGCGAACUUCGGAAUUGCCGGACGAGUACUUGGUGGUUUUGGUGGGUGACAUGAUCACGGAAGAGGCACUGCCUACGUAUCAGUCUAUGAUCAACCGUCUUGACGGGGUCAAGGACGAGACCGGCUCCAGCCCGGACCCAUGGUCCGUCUGGACUCGUAGUUGGACCGCCGAAGAGAACCGGCAUGGUGAUCUGCUCAAGACCUACCUCUACCUCUCCGGACGUGUCAAUAUGCUUUCGAUCGAGCGCACCAUUCAAUACCUCAUCGGUGCUGGCAUGGUACCUGGUUUAGAGAACAACCCAUACUUGGGAUUCGUGUACACGUCAUUCCAAGAGCGAGCCACGUUCGUAUCGCACGGCAACACGGCUCGCUUGGCAAAGGACCGUGGGGACACCGUGUUGGCACGUAUCUGCGGCACCAUUGCAGCUGACGAGAAGCGACACGAGAACGCUUACAUCAAGAUAGUGGAGAAGUUGUUGGAGGUGGACCGCUCAGAGGCAAUGCUCGGGAUCGAAGAUAUGAUGCGAAAGCAGAUUACGAUGCCAGCACACCUGAUGUACGAUGGGCAUGACCCUCAUUUGUUUGAUCGCUUCUCCGCCGUUGCACAGAAAAUCGGUGUAUACACAGCCGCGGACUACGCAGAUAUUUUGGAAUUCCUGGUCGGGCGGUGGAAGCUUGAGAAGCUAGAGGGCCUGAACAGUGAUGCUCGUAAGGCUCAGGAUUUCGUUUGUGGGUUGGCACCCAGGUACCGGAAGUUGCAGGAACGAGCCCAUGAGCGAGCUCAGAAGAUGGAUCCUCAGACUUUGCGCUUCUCCUGGAUCUUUGACAGGGAAGUCAGUUUGUAAUUUUUAGCUUUCAACUAUAGUAAGGAAAGAAAGGCCUAAUUGCUUUAAGAGAAAGAAAGCCAAGAGAGAGAAAUAGUAUCAAGAAAGACACUACAUAUAUAGAGAGAGAGUACAUCUAGAGACCAGAGAGAGAGAGUGUGUUAUCUUGUAAAUUUAAAGGGAAUAAUAUAUAUAUAUAUAUAUAUAUAUGUAG
Macadamia integrifolia is the source of this 1532-nucleotide messenger RNA. Its product is annotated as stearoyl-[acyl-carrier-protein] 9-desaturase 6, chloroplastic-like. The record is from RefSeq and is a predicted model, not a curated record. The transcript has 2 exons. Gene Ontology annotation, molecular function: stearoyl-[ACP] desaturase activity. Bases 152 to 1339 code for a protein of 395 amino acids. NCBI's taxonomy places the organism in Eukaryota, Viridiplantae, Streptophyta, Magnoliopsida, Proteales, Proteaceae. Gene Ontology annotation, biological process: fatty acid metabolic process. Gene Ontology annotation, cellular component: chloroplast stroma.